Staurois parvus is the source of this 507-nucleotide messenger RNA. Lineage: Eukaryota; Metazoa; Chordata; Amphibia; Anura; Ranidae. The record is from the annotation of a GenBank genome assembly.
UCCUCGGUCCAGCGGUUCACUGGCUGUGCUUUGUCUGCAGUCUCUGGUCAUCUGCUGUACUAUAUCCGCAGUCUCUGGUCGUCUCCUGUACUAUGUCCGCAGUCUCUGGUCAUCUCCUGUACUAUGUCCACAGUCUCUGGUUGUCUCCUGUACCAUGUCGGCAGUCUCUGGCCGUCUCCUGUACCAUGUCGGCAGUCUCUGGCCGUCUCCUGUACCAUGUCGGCAGUCUCUGGCCGUCUCCUGUACCAUGUCGGCAGUCUCUGGCCGUCUCCUGUACCAUGUCGGCAGUCUCUCUGGCCGUCUCCUGUACCAUGUCGGCAGUCUCUGGCCGUCUCCUGUACCAUGUCGGCAGUCUCUGGCCGUCUCCUGUACCAUGUCGGCAGUCUCUGGCCGUCUCCUGUACCAUGUCGGCAGUCUCUGGCCGUCUCCUGUACCAUGUCGGCAGUCUCUGGCCGUCUCCUGUACCAUGUCGGCAGUCUCUGGCCGUCUCCUGUACCAUGUCGGCAG